AAUAUACAAAAACAAAAGAAGAACCCAUUACAUUACUGGAGUUUAGUUCAUUUUGCAAUCCAUUUAGGGCGCGGACUCCAUUGUUCACAGCUCAACAGUAUAGCACUGCUCACAAGUAUCGGGGAAAAUGAGGAGGGAAAGAGGUGAAUUGAUUUACAAGAUUUACAGAGCCCUAACUUAUGGCCUAUCGCCGCUGAUUCACCUUCACCUGCGGUGGCGCAAAUUCCGCGGCCUCGAACAUCCUCUCCGCUGGCGCGAGCGUCUCGGAUUCCCCUCUUUCCCUCGUCCCCCUGGCCCUCUCCUCUGGUUCCACGCUGUCUCUCUCGGUGAAGGAAUGUGUGCAAUUCCAGUGAUUAAAUGCUGCAUAGAGAGGAGGCCUGAUGUAACUGUCUUAAUGACGACUACCACCACAUCAGCAUUUGAGGUGAUAAAGCACCAGCUUCCAAAUAAUGUCAUUUAUCAGUUUUCUCCCAUUGACACUCCUGGUGCCAUUGAUGCUUUCCUUUGUCAUUGGAACCCAAAUGCAAUCAUUUUAAUUGAAAGUGAGCUCUGGCCAAACCUCAUUAUAGGUGCCGCAAAGAAAAGGAUUGCACUUGCAUUGCUUAAUGCUCGAAUGUCUGCAAAAUCUUAUGACAGUUGGUCUCAACCAUUUAUUAUUCCUCUGACAUCAUUGAUGCUCUCUAAAUUCUUGUUGAUUCUUCCACUGAGCACUACACAGGCAAUUCGUUUUCAACUGCUGCAGUGUCCACCAUUCAUCAUAAAUUUUUGUGGCGACCUAAAGUAUGCUGUAGGAAACAUUGAGACUGCUGAAGGGGAUCAGAGAGCUCUGGAAGAGUUGCAGGUACAGCUUAUGAACAGAAAGGUUUGGAUGGCAUCUUCCAUUCAUAAGGGUGAAGAAAAAGUCAUGUUGGAUGUACACAAAGAACUAAAGCAAAUACAUCUGGAUAUCAUUACCAUCAUUGUGCCUCGGCAUCCUCAGCAUGGAGAACUAAUUGCUUUGGAAUUGGAGAAUGAGGGAGUAAGGGUGGCAUUAAGGUCUCGUCAUGAUAAGCUCCUGCCAGGAACAAACAUAUAUGUGGUUGAUACAUUAGGUGAAUUGAAAAAGUUCUACAGACUAACACCAAUAGCCGUGAUUGGAGGUUCAUUUCUACCUGGUUCAGCUGGUCAUAAUAUUUCAGAAGCCGCUGCAGCAGGCUGUGCUGUUUUGACUGGUCCUUAUAUUGGUCAUUUCUCUUAUAUGGCAAUACAGAUGCAACGAUUGAAUCCUUUAUCAGUAUUACAGGUCUGGAAGCUUACUGUGAAUUGUGAUCUAUAAAAUUCAGUCGAUUUAUGUUCCUUUUUUCUUUUAGAAGUAUAACUCAGUUGAUUUGCAAUAGAGUUCUACAGGACUGUAUUCAUGGUGUAUUUUACAUGCUUUGCAUUGGAAGGGAAGGAUGGCAGGAAUAUUUUAAGAAGGGGGUGGUUGAAAUGGUUCAAGACCUAUGUAGUCAAACUUCAAGGUCAACAUUUGUAGGCUUCCUGUCAAACACUAAAUUGGAGAAAGUGGCUUGACCAACCUGAUAGGGAGAAAAGGAAGAGUCAACACAGUAUAUACCCAUUAAUGAGAAGUGGGAAAGAGCAUGGUUGCAGAAAUCCUAUUUAUACUUAUAAAAAAAAAUCCGUAUCUAUGAAUAUGGGAAUGCAAGAAUUCAAUUAUUUAAUAAUAGAAAAUGAAUUAAGAAAUUUAAACUAGCAAGACUUCUUAUAAUUAACAACCUUUAAGUCAAUAGCCUCCUUUGAUUGACAAAAGCUUCAAGGAUCUAGGUUUAUUGUCUUUUGCUGAAAUUCUGAAUUUAUUACAUAGUACAGUACAUUGAAGUGAAGUACUCCAUAUGAAUUUUGUGAGAUAUGUAAAUAUAUAGUGUAGCUUUUUAUUUGCAACAGCAAAAUAUUUACUAAAAAGAGAAUCCAAC
Molecule: messenger RNA, 1952 nt
Organism: Nicotiana tabacum (common tobacco)
Lineage: Eukaryota; Viridiplantae; Streptophyta; Magnoliopsida; Solanales; Solanaceae
Source: RefSeq, a predicted model, not a curated record